Amyelois transitella is the source of this 1569-nucleotide messenger RNA. It is a transcript of the gene sing, whose product is annotated as protein singles bar. NCBI's taxonomy places the organism in Eukaryota, Metazoa, Arthropoda, Insecta, Lepidoptera, Pyralidae. The record is from RefSeq and is a predicted model, not a curated record. Gene Ontology annotation, cellular component: membrane. The coding region runs from base 557 to 1105 and encodes 182 amino acids. The transcript has 4 exons.
UAGUUUAAAGCCUACAUUUACGUUCCAUGUUUACACAUCCGCGAUCCACAAAUAGCAGGCGUGCCCUCCGCAAUGAUGUGGGGAACUGGGGACGUUGAAAUAAGGUGACUAUUUUUAUCCUGCGCACACGCUGCGGAUGAGCACGCGACAAACUUCAAUUAUUUUGUAUUUCAUCCUUGAACAGACAAGUACUUUGAUACGAUUGCCAGAUAGCGCAUAAUAAAGUCUUUUUUUUUUACAAAUAUCGUGGUUUAUAAUUCAUAAAAAAUUUCUAUACUUCACAGUAGUGUAUUAAAAUAAUUGUAGUAGAAGGAUGCCAUUCUGUGUAAUCUAAUUUCAGUUCAGACGUUCUUCAUCAAUAUUUAGGUAUUGAGGUGGAAGUUCGCUGAACUCUGUGAACGUAGCGAAUAUAUCUAAAAAUAUUGUGUUGUGGUGACUAACGCAGACUAAAUGUUUUAAACUCUCUCGGCAUACCGGUUUCCUGCCAUUCAUUCCUAUUUGCCUGAUCCAUGCAGUAUUCAGUAAGGAUAUUCUGAAGUUAUUUGUUGUGUUUGAUAUGACUCGCGGACCGACGAUAGUACGUGUGGCGCCGGGCGGCAGCGGUGGUGGUAGAGGCAUCAAAUGCUGUUGUUGUCGAUGCUGCGAAUGCAUUAAUUUUGGGUACCUCACCACUCAACAUGGAGUUAUUAAAUUGGCAGAAGCUAUGUUGGGCGGCCUGUGCCAAAGUUUGCUGGUGAAAUACGGCAUGUCGGAGGCCAGUAGCAUGGGCUCCGCGUUCCACGGGUUCCUCACCACGGCAUCUGCCUGUCUGCUUACGACAGCCUUGCUCAUCACCUGCUACGUGCUAUCUUCAAACUCGCAGCAGUUAAUCAGGCAGUCUAUUUUUGAAUGUCUCUUCAAUGCAGUCGCUUGUUUCCUGUACCUGUCAGCCUCUUCGUACAUGGGCGUGGCUGUGAACAUCUACCUGUACCCACGAUACGCUCUCGUCAAUAUGUACGCCGCCUAUCCGGCGAUGACUGCGGUUUAUUACAUUGGGGUGAUUGUUGGGAUUCUACAUGGAGUAGAUGCGUAUAUAUCGUACAAAGGCUUAAAAGGAUAUCGAUGAACUUUUUAAAUAUGUAUGUGAUCUAUGUAUGUAUUAACUUUACCAUACAACCAUAAUUUGGUUUAAGUAAUUUUUUUUACGAUGAUAUUCUGUUGUAUUAAGGGAUUACUUUAAGUUAUAAGCUUCCUAAAUAAUAAAACGAACGAAAUCUUUUUUAGUAAAACAGUGAAAUUUUAACACAUUCGGACAUCUAAUCAAGUGUUCGUUCGUUAGAAAAUGGAUCCCAUAAACAUGUUUUAAAUUCUUAUAUUUUAGAUUGUUUCUUAUUUUGAUGGAUAUACUGAUAGCUAAAAAUAGAAAAUACACAAGUAGAAAUCUAAAGAGAUCUUUAAGUAAAGUCAUUCCAAGUAUAUUACGACGCCCUACUCUUAUUUGUUCCAAAUGCAACGAUUCUGACAUAUAACCUCAGUGAUAAUUUUUCUAACUAUAAGGUUAGACAUAUCCCUAAUACUUAAUCUUGUAAA